AUGCCCGCACCGACCACCGAGCCGGCGCUCCCGGCGGCCUUCCUGUGCGUCCCGUCCCCGCUCCUCUCCAGGCCGCUCCCCGGCGCCGCACUCUCCGCCGCCUCCCCCGCGCCCUCCUCCUCCUUCCUCCCGCGCCCGCGCUGCGGGCCCCGCGCGCUCUCCGUCGCCAUCUCCGUCCCGGGCCCCACUUCCUCCGCGGCGUCGUCGCGGCUCCACCAGAUGUGGGGCGAGUUCGCGCGGUUCGUGCGGCUGCACGGGAACCAAAUCGCGCCGCUCGGGUUCGCGUCCCUGGGCGUGGAUUUUGGCAGCGGCGGCGGGGGUAACGCCGGCGGCGGUGGGGGAGGAGGGGGCGGAGGGAAUGUGGAUGGGGUAGGCGAGGUGGAGGAGGAGGCCGCGGCGCGGGCUGAGGCGCCGAAGAAGGUGCUGAUCCUCAUGAGCGACACGGGCGGUGGUCACCGCGCAUCUGCCGAGGCCAUCAAGGUUGCCUUCACCCAGGAGUUCGGCGACGACUAUCAGGUAUUUGUCACUGAUCUGUGGACCGACCACACUCCAUGGCCAUUUAAUCAACUGCCUAGGAGCUAUAGUUUUUUGGUGAAACAUGGACCCUUGUGGAAGAUGACAUACUAUGGUACUGCACCACGUGUAAUCCAUCAGCCUCAUUUUGCUGCAACAUCCACAUUCAUAGCAAGAGAGGUUGCAAAAGGUCUACUGAAGUACCAACCAGAUGUAAUUAUCAGUGUACACCCUUUAAUGCAACAUGUGCCCCUCCGAAUUCUAAGAUCCAAAGGUCUCUUGGAUAAGAUCCCAUUCACAACUGUUAUCACAGAUCUCAGCACAUGUCACCCAACAUGGUUCCAUAAGCUUGUCACUAGAUGUUACUGUCCAUCAACUGAGGUGGAAAAGAGAGCACUAAAAGCUGGUCUGAAGCCCUCACAGAUUAAAGUCUAUGGCCUCCCUGUUCGACCCUCUUUUGUUAAACCUAUUCGACCGAAGGAUGAACUGCGAAGAGAGUUAGGCAUGGAUGAAGAUCUGCCUUCUGUUUUAUUAAUGGGUGGGGGUGAAGGGAUGGGUCCUAUUGAGGCCACUGCUAAAGCGCUUGGUGAUUCUUUGUAUGAUGAAAACCUAGGGGAACCCACGGGUCAAAUACUUGUAAUUUGUGGGCGUAAUAAGAAGCUGGCCAAUCGAUUGCAGUCGAUAAAUUGGAAAGUUCCAGUUCAGGUGAAAGGCUUUGUUACAAAGAUGGAAGAAUGUAUGGGUGCUUGUGAUUGUAUCAUUACAAAGGCAGGACCUGGUACAAUUGCAGAGGCGAUGAUCCGUGGCUUACCGAUUAUUCUAAAUGGUUAUAUUGCUGGACAGGAAGCUGGCAAUGUUCCGUACGUUGUUGAAAAUGGAUGUGGAAAGUUCUCGAAAUCUCCAGAACAGAUUGCGAAGAUAGUUGCCGACUGGUUUGGCCCAAGUUGGUAG
Molecule: messenger RNA, 1464 nt
Organism: Miscanthus lutarioriparius
Lineage: Eukaryota; Viridiplantae; Streptophyta; Magnoliopsida; Poales; Poaceae
Source: the annotation of a GenBank genome assembly